AAAAUAACAAGUCGGAGGGAAUCAUUGUCAAAGUGGGAAAUCAAGAAAAAUAAAUAAAAUAAAAUAAAACCUCAAAAAAAUUCUCUCAUUUUCAUUUCACACUCUAUCAUCAAUUUCAUCAUAUGCCCAUCUCCCAAGUUCCUUCCUUUUCCCAAUUUCCCAUCACGAAACCAUGGAGCCCUCCACCGUCUCCUCCACUCCACCUUCCCCUUCUUCAACCAACUCAAUUUUCACUACCGCCGGAUUAUUAUAAUUCUAUUUUCCCUCGACGAAAUCUCCGACCUUCAUAACCCAAUUCCCAAUUUUCUCUUCUCCAAAAACACAUAUGUAAUACCAUGUUGGCCACUUUCCUCUUCCUCCUGACCACAAUUCCCUCUCUCCUUCCCUCCAUCACUCCGGCCGCCGCCGCCGGAGGCGACCACCAACUCUCCGCCGCCUCCACCUGCGUCACCACCUGCGGCGCCACCCACCUAAACUACCCGUUCGGAUUCUCCCCGGGAUGCCACGUCCGCCUCACCUGCUCCCCGGCCGGACAGCCCUUCAUCGGAGAAUUCCCCGUCUCCGCCGUCGACAACUCCACCAUCAGGAUCAACAUCAACCCCACCUGCGGCCGGCCCAUCGCCGUCCUUCAAUCGCUCUUCACCAAAAACUACGCCCCCAAAUCCAGCAACGCGAUCCUCCUCCACAACUGCACCGACGUGUGGACGUGCAACAUCCCGACGAUCGACGUCCAGACCCACUUCGAGCCGGUCAACUCGGUCAACUGCUCCGGCCGACCCGGGGGGACCAACGGCAGCCUCAGCUGCUUCUCCGACUCGCUGACGUGGAACGGGCUGUUCGAUUACGCCAACAUGACGCGCCACACGGACUGCGAGUACCUGAUGUCGUCGAUCUCGGUGGAGUAUGCGGUGGCCGGGGAUCAUACCUCCGGCGUGUCGCUGGAGGUCCAGAUGAUGGAGCUCGAGUGGUGGAUGGACGGCAGGCGUUGCGCCACGUGUUCGGAGGAUGCCGAGUGCCGGGUCGUGAAUACGACAGACUGGAGGCGGCCCGGGUAUCGGUGUGGAUGCCGGCGUGGGUUCUCCGGCGACGGGUACCGCGAUGGCGUCGGCUGCCGCAAAGACUCAUGCAGAUCCUCUGAAUACUUGCUGGGCUACUGCAGACCCAUUGGUAUUGCCAUCUUAACUGGAGGAUUCGGCGCAGCAACAGCGCUAAUCCUCGGCCUCGCCUUCGCCUGCUGCUUCAUCCGAAGGCGAUCGGCCUCGAACGCCGAAAGCUCCACGAAGCGCCGAUUAGCCGAAGCCAAAGGGAUCAACAUCACAAUCUACCAGUACAAAGAAAUCGAGAGAGCCACCAACGGGUUCUCCGACACACAGAGGCUCGGAACAGGGGCAUACGGCACCGUUUACUCCGGCAAACUGCACCACCGCGGUGGCAGCGACUCCUCGUUGGUCGCGAUCAAGCGCAUCAAGAACCGCGACACCGAGAGCAUCGAGCAGGUCCUGAACGAGAUCAAGCUGAUCUCGUCGGUCAGCCACCCGAAUCUGGUUCGAUUGCUGGGUUGCUCCAUCGAACGAGGCGAGCAAAUCCUCGUCUACGAGUUCAUGCCCAACGGCACCUUGAGUCAGCAUUUACAAAGGGAACGUGGGGAUGGGCCGUUGUCGUGGCCCGUCCGCCUCGCGAUCGCUCUGGAAACGGCCCAAGCCAUAGCCCAUCUACACUCGGCAAUCGACCCGCCCAUUUAUCAUAGAGACAUUAAGACCAGCAACAUAUUGUUGGACCUGGAUUUCAAGUCCAAAGUUGCCGAUUUUGGGCUUUCCAGGCUGGGGAAGCCCGGGAUGCCCGAGAUCUCGCACAUCUCCACCGCGCCGCAGGGGACGCCCGGCUACCUCGACCCGCAGUACCACCAGAACUUCCAUCUCUCCGACAAGAGCGACGUCUACAGCUUUGGAGUCGUUUUGGUAGAAAUUAUUACGGCGAUGAAGGCCGUGGACUUCUCCCGGCCGUCGAGCGAGGUCAAUCUGGCGAAUCUGGCCGCGGAUCGGAUAGGCAGCGGGCGGCUGGAUGAGAUCGUGGAUCCGUUUCUGGAUCUGAAUUCCGACGCGUGGACGCUCUCUUCGAUUCACCGAGUGGCGGAGAUCGCGUUCCGGUGUCUGGCGUACGACAGGGAGCUGCGGCCGGGGAUGAUUGAGGUCGCGGCAGAACUGGAGCAAAUUAGGGAUUGCAGAUCGGCGGAGUCAAGGAAGAGCCACGGCGACAGUAGCGGGGGUGGGUUGGGGUCGGAGAUCUCGCCGUGCUGUUCGUCUUCGUCGACGAAUGAUAGUGAGAAGCCGCUGAGUUUGAGUUUUUAUAAAGGUGAGAUGCGCAGCGACUGUUUGGUUGUGGUGAGGACGGAGACGGAUUGUGUGAAGGCGGCGGAGAGAUCGGUUAAGGAAUAUUCGCCGGUGUCUGUUCGGGACCCGUGGCUCAGUGAGCAGAGCUCGCCCGGAUCGAACAGCUUCCAGAAUGGCGGCGGCGGAGUAGCUCGGUGACUGGGGGGCGAGAUCCGUUUGAUUGAUUUAGAACCGCGUGAAAAUUGUACAAAACUUUUAGCUUUUAUGUUAGUGCUAUUUCUUUUUUUGGCAGUUUAUAUUAGUUCUUUGUGAUUCACAUAGGCUGGGCUUUAAAAAGGGAAAAGCGAAGCGAAUGAGCUGUUUCUACCGGGCUCUCCGGACCGAACAACUAUGUGCUCGUCAACUUUCACGGUCAUGGAUGGAAAUUGGUCGUGUUUCUCAUAUCCGGACUCUUAGCCAUGGAUGAUAGUAGAUUAGUACUUAGUAGUUAAAUUUUGAGCGACUUCCGUCCGACGAUUAAGGUUGUAUUCGUUGGAAGUUCGUAAACAUAAACAAAACAAAAAACUAGUACCACACUUAAUUUAUCAUUUGAUGAGCCC
Linum tenue is the source of this 2929-nucleotide messenger RNA. The record is from the annotation of a GenBank genome assembly. NCBI's taxonomy places the organism in Eukaryota, Viridiplantae, Streptophyta, Magnoliopsida, Malpighiales, Linaceae.